CACGCAGAUACAUAAGCACGCGAACAUAUAUACGCACACCAGGCAAUGGUAUAUAUAUAUAUAUAUGUAUUUAAAGACGUAUAGACGUACAGAGGACAGUUAAGCACUGAAUAAGUGAGAACUGAUCGAUACGGAUCUAUUUCAUCAUUGAAGAAGAAGUAUUAACUACUACGACACUGUGCUUAUUACGAAUGAAUUGAAUAUUGUCAAACGGUUAAAUAAUUAUUAUAACAGAUUUAUUCACUGUGGUGCUUACACUCUGGCUGUACAAGAAGACUACUGAGUUAACGACUUUAAUUUCAUCGUCAUCGUUAAACGUUGUGAUUUUUAAGCCGCAAUUGAUUAAACCGCCAAUUAUUGAAUUAACAAUGUUAUCAUGUUCAAUAUAAAUCGAACACAACGAACAUCAGCAUCUGAGCAACAGUCUCAACAACAACAACAACACCAACAGCAACAGCAACAUGAUCAGUCAUCACAAAUGCAUCAAGAAACACGACAACCACAUCAUCAACAACACCAACACCAACAACAAGCAGAACAAAGUCAACGAAAUAUUCGAAGUGGAGAUGAUUCAACACCGAAUCAUUCACCGACAUCACCAGAUCAACCAGAAGUAUACAUAAGAGAAAGACGACAUCAUCGAAAUACUUCUUGUCGGAAUAGACGAAAUCAAGAUUUAUCUCCACGUUUUGAAGAUGAUAGAAAUAUAAUCUAUCUGCAUGAUGGUAAUACAAGACAUUAUCGUUCACAGAAUCAUCUAAAUGAUCCAUCAGGAUUUUGGUUACAACGAAGUGCUAGUGCGAGAAAUAUCCGUUUGAGAUCAGGACUUAGCCAUAAUCAUUUACAUCAGCUAAAUGUACCAGUUGACGAAAGAUUUACAGAUCAUAUCCGUCGAUCAUUUCAUGAUAGAAGUAAUGGUCUUAGUCAAGAUGCACUUGUUGAACGUCAAAAUUUAGUUCUAGUUCCAAUGUUUGGCUUACUUCGUCCUCGAAGAUCAAGAAAUAGAACUCAUCGACUAUCAGCAGAUUUAGAGAAUACACAACAACGUCGUCAGUUAGAACUUGAUGUUUCUAGUUUUCGAAAUUUGAACAAUUCACUUUCAUCCCCAUUAAAUGAUGAUCCUGGUGAUCGACCAAUCAUCUUUACAAAUCCAACAAAUCGAAACGCUCUUCAACAACCAUUGACACUGAAUACAGCUCAAACGCUUUCUUUACGUUCACCAAAUGAAGAUACAACAACUGAUCGUGGUUCACAGAUUAUUCGAUCCCAGGCAAGAGUGAAUUCUGUGCAAACGUCUAGAGCAACACAAGUUGUUCAGACAAGAGGUCCUUAUCAAGGUCAACUUCGACGUGUGCAAAAUGAUGCGAUGCCGAAUAGACAAAAUGAGGAUGGCUCUGCAUUGCAUGAUUCAGUGGUGACGAAUACUGUGUCGCAUACAAAUCGUUUAAGUGGAAUCCAGUCAAGUGAUAAUAACGAUGUAAACUCAAACAGCAAUAAUAAUAAUACGAAUAACAGACAGACAAGUGAAACAGCAGCAACUCAUGAGUCACCGAAUAACAGCAGAGACAGAGAAAUUUAUGUAUUACGUAAUAAUCCACCAUUAUCUCAACCUGUACAACCGUCUACAGUGGACAAUGCAAGUAUGACUACUAGUAUUAGUGAUGCUAGUAGUAUAGAAGAUUUACAUGUGACAGAAAUAGUCGCCAACAGUCACAAUGAAUCAUUGAUUCAACAUCCACAAUUAUGUGAGACAAGUAGUUCAGAGACGGAGAGAGUAAUUAAAAGUCAAGAAGUUCAAUAUGCAGAGAAUCGGCCAGAAAUGAAUGAUUGGAGAGCUAAUCUAAUCGGAAGUCGUCAAUUAUGGCGUCAAAUGCUUAUUAGUGAAAGAUUUGCUGAUGUCUGGUUUAUUGUUGGCGGUGAAGACAUCCUCAGUAGUACUGGACCGCUUAGUUUACAUUCAAAUGAUCCCGGUGCACCUGGUGGUCCAACAAGUCAAAUCAGUUGUUGUUCAAAUAAACAAAUGUUAAAUGUUUCAACAAGAUCAUCAAAUUAUUCAUCAAAUGGAGUAAAUAAGUCAAGGAUAAUGUAUAGUAAAAGUAAUACUAAUACUACUACUAAUAAUAACAAUACUGUUAAUAAUAAUAAUAAUAACAAUAAUAGUAACAAUAAUAAUAAUGGCAAUAACAAUAGUCAUGUUCAAAAUGACUACUUCGAUGCGAUGCAUUCACGGUGUUCUGAUUCAGAUCAAGAGAAUACAAUAGACGAUGCAACGGAUUUAAAUUCAGACAGUGAGCAGAUCUCAUGUCAAUCAGAUCUUAGUAAAGAAAGGAUACCCAGAAGUGUUACAAACAAAAUGAAUGAGUCAACUUCUCAAAUCAUUCGUAAUAAAGAUAUAAAGCCUAAUUACAAGACUCCAUCAUCUUCCCAAUAUUCAAAUCGACUGAACAGUACAAAUGGAUGUAGUAAAACAGAUGUGUGCAGAAGUAUUCCAACAACGGGAUCACUGAAGUUGACAGAUGAUACAGAUCCAUUAAUAUGGCGAUUUGCUGCACAUCGUUUAAUACUUGCCGCUGCAUCACCAGUUUUUGAAGCAAUGUUCUAUGGACCAAUGGCUGAUUGUGAUAAUAAAGGUUCAGAAGGUCGACGAGAAUAUCAUAUCCCUGAUAUACAUCCAAAGGCAUUUCAAAUUAUGUUAUCGUAUAUUUAUAGUGAUGAAUUAUUACUUGAAAAUGAUUUGAAUCUACUAUUCUAUGUGUUAUAUGCUACAAAAAAGUACAUACUUCCACGUUUAACACAAAUCUGUGUGGAACAUCUAAAGGAUUUAAUCACAGCUGAGAAUGUCUGUAUGAUGCUGGAAAGAAGUAUAUUCUUUGAUGAAGUCGACUUAACACGUCGCUGUUGGCAUGUGAUUGAUGUCUUGGCACCUGAUGUUCUUGCAUCUCAAGGAUUGUUGACACUGAAUUCAAAUUAUCUUCAAGAUCUUGUCCGCCGUGAUACAUUAAAUUGUCAAGAAUCUGAAGUAUUUGCAGCUGUUGGACGUUGGGCUGGAGCUGAAUGCUGUCGACUGGGUAUAAGAGAUGUUGUUUGCAAUCGUGUACAAGUUGCAGCUAAUAUUCUACCGUUAAUCAGAUUUCCAACUAUGACAUUGAGUGAUUUCGCUGAAAAUGUUGCUUAUUCAGGAUAUCUGUCAUUGGAAAUGGUACGUGAUUUGUUUGUAUACAUUACUACAAAUAAAUUGAAUACACAAAAUAAAGACGGUAGAUCGCCUACACGAAGAUCGAACUCAUUAGCUAUAAAGAAAACUGAUAAUUCAAAUGAUUGUACAGAAACUGAUACACUUUCUAAUGUAGCUGUUCCAUCCUCGCUGAGAUUACCAAUUCAACCAGGACAACUUUCACCAUCCAGUCAACAGGCUUCAUCACCAGAUCCUGGACCAUUUCCACGUGAACCAAGGACUGGACCAAAAUUAUGGAGAUGUUGUAGAUUUACGCGUACUAGGAAACAUUUAUUAUCGCUGACUGCUUCAAAUAACCAUCGGCAUACAAUUAGUUUUUCGGUAUCUACAACAGUCUUUAUUGCUGGUGUAGGCAUAUACGGUUCAACACAAGUAGGUGAUAUUUGUACAGUACACGUUGAAUUGAAAACAGGCAGUGGUAGUGCACCAUUAUUAUCAUCCCCUGGAAAUGGACCAGCGAAUACAGAUUUAGCAUCAUCAUCAUUUGGAUCUCAAUCACCAGAUCGUGUAUAUAUUCCACAGACAUCAAGAAGUACAAAUGAUCUCACCAAUUUAAUAUCACCUAUCCGCUUAACCAAUGAUAAUAAUAAUAAUAUGAAUACUACUACAACUAAUAAUAAUAAUAUUCAUAAUAACAAUAAUAAUAAUAAUAAUCGUGAAGUAUAUUCAAGUCUUUGGGAUAAUACAAUAUUAUCAAGAUUAGAUGAAAUGAACUCACCUACCAUUCAUGCAAAUUCUUCAAAUCGAUCACCUAAGAAACAUUCAACAAAAUGUCUUGGAAGUAAACAACAACAGUUACGAUCUGAUGGUACUAAUCGUGUUUAUGAUAUACGCUUCGAUUGUCCUGUAAAGUUGAUUAAAGGAAGAAGAUACUAUUUAAGUUUGAGUACAACAAACGCUGAGCAUGCCGCAUCAAUGUCAACUUCAUCUACAGCUAUUAAUUCAUCAACAUCUUAUAUCGGUUUCUUUGGUCGAUCAGAGAUCCUUAUUCACUGUCCAUCAGAAGAUAAUGAAAGAAUAAACAAUCAUUCUCAUAAUAAUAAAACUUUAUCAUCAUCACCAUCAUCAUCAACAGCAGCAGCAAAAAAGAGACGACCUAAAGUGAAUAAACAACUCUAUUCAUCGCAUGAUACACCUUGUCAAUCACUUAGAAGUCAUGAAACUGUUAUCUUUCAUUUCCACGAUAGUUGGGAUGGUAUUGAAAAUGGUGAUGUUGAUAGGGGAUUAAUACCUGAUUUAUUAUUUUAUACAUGUUUCUAACUGACACUCAUUCGACCCAUUCAUCCAUCUUUCUUUCUUAUGUUCAAUAUUCAUGCUUAUCAUGUACAUUUGAUUAUACAGAAAACAAGUUGAGUUUUACAUGUUUGGUUCGUGUGUCUACUUGUGUGUGUGUAUCAUUGCACACAAAGGUGUGUCAUCGCCUGUUCACUGAGAGAUCCUGACUUCUUCUAUUUCGAUGAUUUGAUAAUUGAAAUUCGUACAUAUAUCAGUCAUAUUUCAGUACUUUCUUCAUUUCAUAUUUCUUUUUUCUUCAUUUUCUCACUUCAUUAUUUUAUUUCAUCGAAAAAAUAUAACCAUAUAUAAAAGCCAA
Messenger RNA from Trichobilharzia szidati, 4826 nucleotides. NCBI's taxonomy places the organism in Eukaryota, Metazoa, Platyhelminthes, Trematoda, Strigeidida, Schistosomatidae. The record is from the annotation of a GenBank genome assembly.